UGCUCUCCACAUAUUUUGUUACCUGCUUUACACACGUUCUCUCCAUCCUCCUCUAACCACUUCUCCAGCUUCCUUCUUCCAGCGUAUUCCCUUUGAGAUCCAUCUUGUAUUUCCGCGUUUUCUGUUUAUUUUCAUUGGUUUCUUUGUACAAAUAACACCUCAAGUCUUUCUUCUGAAAGCUGAUUCUGGUUUGCCGUCGCUUUAAAAAGUUCAUCGUCUGUUCUCGUGUUUCUACGUCUUUUCUUUCAUAAUGAAUCAUGGUCUGCAUCAUCCUGUGGACCCAUUCCGAAUUAUCAAGGAAACCGCUCGUGAUGGAGCCACUGGCGAAGUAAAGCAACUCUCUUAUACCUCUAGUAAAGUCGUUGGCUCUGGAAGCUUUGGUGUCGUCAUUCAAGUUCAUCUCAUUGAACACGACAGUAAAGCUGCCAUUAAGCGGGUUUUACAAGAUAAACGUUUCAAGAAUAGAGAACUCCAAAUUAUGCGACUCAUAAAGCAUCCCAACAUCAUCGAUUUGAUCGCUUAUUACUACACAACUGGUGAAAAUCUCGACGAGGUCUACUUAAACUUGGUCUUGGAGUUCAUGCCCGAAACAAUCUACCGUGCUUCUCGACUAUAUGCUCGUCAAAAAUUAUCUAUGCCUAUGAUUGAAGUCAAACUUUACAUUUACCAACUCUUACGAUCAUUGGCCUAUAUCCACGCCAGCGGAAUAUGCCAUCGAGAUAUCAAACCUCAAAAUUUGCUGAUGGAUCCUGAAACUGGUGCUUUGAAGCUCUGCGACUUUGGUAGUGCAAAGAUUCUUGUAGCCGGUGAACCAAAUGUUUCCUACAUCUGCUCACGUUACUAUCGUGCUCCCGAGCUCAUUUUUGGUGCGACAGACUAUACUCCUGCAAUUGACAUAUGGUCCACUGGUUGUGUCAUGGCCGAGCUCAUGCUGGGUCAACCCCUGUUCCCUGGAGAAAGCGGCAUCGACCAAUUAGUAGAAAUUAUAAAAAUUUUGGGUACUCCUACCCGAGAACAAAUCAAAACAAUGAAUCCUAAUUACAUGGAACAUCGAUUUCCACAAAUACGCCCUCAUCCAUUCUCCAGAGUUUUUUCGCGAAACGUACCUUCAGAAGCUAUUGACUUACUAACAAAAUUGCUGCAAUACACUCCUACCCACCGUCUAACUGCUAUAGAAGCUAUGUGUCAUCCUUUCUUUGAUGAACUCCGUGAUCCAAAUACCAGACUCCCGGAUUCUCGUAAUCCUCAAAAUCCACCUCGUCCACUGCCAGAUUUAUUCAAUUUUAGUCAUCAGGAACUCUCUAUUCGUCCUGAUUUGAAUAAAAAAUUGAUACCUCCUCAUGCUCGAGCUUAUUUACCCGUUGAUUUGGACAACUUUGUCCCCGUUGAAAUCAAGCGUGCCCAAAUUGACUAAAGAACAAACAUGUGAAAGUCCAAUGUCGCUCUGCAAAUGUGUGAGUGCAAACGAUAGUUUUCCGAUUUCUGUUUGGCACUUUUUCGAUCAAUCUUUUGCUCCUUGGCAGCUUUCUUGUUUCUUUUGAAUAUUUAUCAUAAUGCGAUUUAUCUAUCUACAACUUUCAAAGGUUAUCUAGUUGUUUUUGGUUGUUCUUUAAUAUUUUUAUUGAGUGCAAGAAAGAGAAAUGCAAGACUAAAAUGCCAAAAGAUAAUAGGACUUUUAAAUUGCGUCUUAAGAAUUUGAGACACGAUCUACAGGAUCACGAACAGGAUAAUGUUUAUGUUGAUUGGUUUCCAGUAAUUAUUUUGUUGAUCAUUUCUGCUUUAAUUGUUCGUGGAACUUAUUUAUAUAUACACGUAUAUACAUGCUUACAACGUUAUUGGAAAAAUAAGGUACUUGUUUUACCGGAUGAAUGUGUCAUCAAAAGUAGUGCACCUGUGAAUGUAUAGAGCAGCAGUACUAGUGAUAAUGAAUCUGACAUAGAAGAAGGAUUGAAUAUUUACAUUGAUAAAAAAAGGAAUUUUACAUA
Messenger RNA from Schizosaccharomyces cryophilus OY26, 1985 nucleotides. RefSeq names its product CMGC/GSK protein kinase Gsk3. The coding region runs from base 251 to 1414 and encodes 387 amino acids. The record is from RefSeq and is a predicted model, not a curated record. Gene Ontology annotation, biological process: signal transduction; protein phosphorylation. NCBI's taxonomy places the organism in Eukaryota, Fungi, Ascomycota, Schizosaccharomycetes, Schizosaccharomycetales, Schizosaccharomycetaceae. The transcript has 3 exons. Gene Ontology annotation, molecular function: protein serine/threonine kinase activity; protein serine/threonine/tyrosine kinase activity; ATP binding. Gene Ontology annotation, cellular component: cytoplasm.